This is a messenger RNA of Metarhizium album ARSEF 1941, 1674 nucleotides long. RefSeq names its product C6 zinc finger domain protein. The coding region runs from base 1 to 1674 and encodes 557 amino acids. Gene Ontology annotation, molecular function: DNA binding; zinc ion binding. NCBI's taxonomy places the organism in Eukaryota, Fungi, Ascomycota, Sordariomycetes, Hypocreales, Clavicipitaceae. The record is from RefSeq and is a predicted model, not a curated record. Gene Ontology annotation, biological process: DNA-templated transcription. The transcript is spliced from 4 exons.
AUGCUCCAACUACACUCUGACGAUGUUCUACGGCGCCUGAAGAGGCUAGAGGAGGCAGUUUUCAAUGAGCCGAGUCGAUCCGCGGUGCCACCACCAGUGUCAGCAAAUGAAUCGACUCUACAAUAUCCGUCAGAAGGAUUCACCGCUUUCGGACUCCAUCUGGUGACCAAAAAGCCAGACCAGGCCGCGGAGCAAAGGGUGUACAUGACAAGUUUGAUCAACAAGUUGCCUCCACCGGCUCAAGCGAGAGUCUUGCUCGAUCACUUUGCAAAAACGUCCCAUCCCAACACUUGUAUUCAACACAUCCCAUCAUGCAGAUACUGGCUACAACGAACAUAUGAUACUGUAAUUGCGGGAGGGAUGCCUCCAAUGGAGGGUCUGUUGCUCUUGUUCAGCAUUUUUGCGGCAGCGGCGUUUCUCUGGUCCUCGGAAUUUCUUCAAGCAUUCCACGCGACCCGUGCAGAGGCCAAGGCUGCCUUUGUUGAAUACUUCCAAGCAGGCAUGUCUAUUAUUGACAACGCGGCGCACCCAAUCAUGCCGUCAACCACUGCUCUGGCAGCCAUGUGCAACUUGCACUACGUGACUACGCAUGCUCGUGGGCUCUCAGACAGCGACAUGGCUUUACGCAUAAAGUGCUACGGGAUGGCUCGCAGCUUGCAGAUCGACCGCCUUGACACUGCAAAGAGUCAACAAGAGCGCAGGCAAGGAGGAUGCAACAUGAUUGAAGUAGAAACCCAGAGAAAGAUUUGGUGGAGCUUGGUGUGCACCGAUUGGCUGAACGCGUUUUCCGGCGGCCCAAACGACGGCGCAUACUUUCAUCAACCGAAACACAUGAACGUCCGCCUCCCGGCAAACAUUGAUGAUAAAGAUCUCACAGCGGACAUGACGGAGGAGGAUAUUCCACUCACUCAGCCUUCAGACAUGAGUGGGUUCAUCUGCCGUGUCAAACUAUCUCAACUGUGCCGAGAAGUUGUUGACGCUCUGCCGUCCCGGUUUCUCGAUGUGAACCGAACAAACUACGAGACUGUUCUACAAAUGGACCGUGAAUUCCGUACGUUCCUAGAUGGGCUUCCAGUCUACUUUCGGCUGGACCCAGAGAGUAUGGAGCGGUCCAAGGCCAUUUGUAGAGAGCGUCCCAUCAUUGCACUGCAUCGAGUUGGCAUCAACUUCAGCAUACAAGUGCGAUUAUGCCGUCUCCACAGACCGUAUCAUCUAGAGGGUCAGACGAACCCGACGUACCAGUACUCCCAAGGAGCUUGCAUCCGGGCGGCGCAGAUCGUGCUUGAUCUGCGUCGGGUCCGGGAUGAGUGUGGUUGGCCGCUAGGCAUGAAUCCGUCUCGCUCGUGGAUUGUCGUGCAGCACGUUUCCAUUGCGGCACUUAUCCUCGCAACGGAUGUGUCUUUCAACCCCAAGGCACGGGGCUCAGAAAACUUAAAGACCAAAGUCCUUGCUACUUGCGAGCUUCUGGAAAAGUCCAUGGAAGAUUUCGAGUCCUUCGUGGAGGGUUUCCAGCGCAAUGUCCAAGUCCUCCGGUCGACGCUGCGGCAACAGCCAUCACGGGCAAGUUCUGCAGGGGCCGCAGACAUGAGUGUUGGGUUCCCGAAUGAAGCGAGUGAAGAUCAGACGGAUUGGAUGAGCUCUGGAAGGACUUCAUCGCAAUGGCACCGCAACUGA